Molecule: messenger RNA, 2520 nt
Organism: Chara braunii
Lineage: Eukaryota; Viridiplantae; Streptophyta; Charophyceae; Charales; Characeae
Source: the annotation of a GenBank genome assembly
CACUCGUUCUCAAAACGAAGUGUGGUCAGACCCAUCGCGUCCCCUUCAUUGGAACCAUGGGCGACACUCCUCCCGACCUACCUCCCCGAGACACUCGUCCCUCAGGGUCUCACCCUGACAUCGCCUUCACUUCCCCUCGUUAGUUUGCUCACUUCAUACGACAGGAGGACGUCACGUUCUACUCAGUGAACGUCAUGGAUCUUCUUCGCUAUAAUCCACUUUGUCCCGAGGUUGAGCUCAUCUCUCUGGAGUCUGAUCCCCCUGACCCUUCCUCCAUCUUAGCGGCUCCCAUCUCUACAUCCACCCGUCAGCCUGCGGAUACCCCCUCCACGUCCCAGGCCUCUGCGUCGUCGACUGUCGAGUCCACACAUACGUCUCAUGCCGACGCAGAUGCUGAGGAACUCACACGGUUCACGGCAGACUUAGAGCCCGCCGUUCGCGACCUGAUUCGAGAGUACCGCGACAUCUUUCCCCCGUAUUUCUCAUACAGCGGGAUUCCCCCGAUGCGCGGUGUUGAGCAUUUUAUCCAGCUCGUGCCUGACUAUCGUGUUCACCAUCAGGCACCGUACCAACUCUCGAUUCCAAAGGCGACGGAACUCAAGCGUCAGCUUGAGGAGCUCCUUCGACUAGGUUUCAUUAAACCCAGUAACUCCCCUUGGGGUGCACCUGUCCUCUUCGCUCGCAAAGCGGACGAAACUCUCCGCCUCUGCAUCGACUACCGCGGCCUUAACCGUUACACGGUUAAGAACAGUUAUCCCAUGUCUCGCGCGGAUGAGUUGUUUGACCGUCUGGCAGGCAACCGCUUCUUCACGAAGAUCGAUCUUCGUAGCGGUUACCACCAGAUCCGCGUUGCCACAGAGGAUCAGCCGAAGACCGCCUUCCGAUCGCGCUUCGGCCACUACGAGUUCACAGUGAUGCCAUUCGGCCUCACCAAUGUACUCGCCACCUUCCAGACGGCGAUGAACAACAUCUUCAGGGACAUCCUUGAAGAAUACGUUCUCGUAUACCUGGACGACAUCCUGGUCUACAGUCGUACCUUAGAAGACCAUCUCAGACACCUCCGCGAUGUCCUACAACGCUUACGCAAGCAUGACUUCUAUGCCAAGCUCAGUAAGUGCCGCUUUGCCCAACGCAAAGUGGAUUUCCUAGGACACCAUGUGUCUGACCAGGGUCUCCACAUGGACGACGCGAAGAUCAGUGCUAUUGCAGAGUGGCCCAUCCCCACAUCUGCCAAGCAGCUUCGCAGUUUCCUAGGCCUCACCAGCUACUAUAAGAUCGAUGAGCUCACAGACCUACUGGACGUUUCAGAGUACGACGGCGAGGAGACCGCUGAGGGUAGCACCCUCGCCGCAGUAGUAAAGGCUAAGGCGGGUGGUCGAGGAAAGGGUCAUCCAAAGAGUCAAGGGAAGGCCGCCUCCAAUGAGACCAAAGUGGUUGAUUGGAUCAAGGCAGGUCUUGAUCAAGACGUGUGGCGGAACCGCCGAAUGGGCAGUCAACUUCAGAUGACUUCAGGGAAUCAUCCCGAAGCCAACGGACAGGCCGAGCAGAUGAACAGAGUUGUGCAGCACCUGCUGAGGCAUUACAUCAAGCCCAGCCAGGAUGACUGGGAUGAGAAGUUGCCUCUCAUCGUCAGCCUGUACAACAACGCUGUACACAGCAGUACCGGCGUUAGUCCUAACCAGCUGCACUUGGGAUGGAAGCCUAGAUCUGCUCUAGACUUCCUCCUACCUGAAAACCGAUCCGCCGUAACUCCAGGCACACUUGAGUAUGGUGUGCAGUAUAAGAAGUUGCUGCAGCAAGCUGUCGAGCACAUCAAAAAGGCUCAGCAAGCAAUGAUUGCUUCUGAGAACAAGCAUCGACAACAGUCUCCAUUUCAAGUAGGGGAACGUGUCUGGGUCAAGGCUAGUGAGCUAGGACAUGAAUUCGGUAUCUCUAGAAAACUAAUGCCUCAGUAUUUUGGUCCUUGGGAAGUCCUGGAUGUAGUGGGGGAUGAGAUGGAUGAUCCUACCUAUGUUAUCCGUAUCCCUGGACACCUACGCACUCACCCUGUCUUUCAUGCCUCAAAGCUUGCACCUUUCGCUGAGACUGAUCAAUUCCCUUCAAGGAGAUCGAUGCUGCCCCCAACCAUGGAUGGUCAAGUGGACAUCGACGACAUUGUGGAUCACAGAGAUCUGCCUGUUCCAAAGCCAUUGGGUAGAGGAAGACCUCCAAGACCCAAGCGGGAGUAUCGUGUCAGAUUCAGGCAUCAUACGGAUCCAAAGGAAGAUCGGUGGUUCACCAGAGAGGAACUGAUUGACACAGCUCCUCAGGUGGUGGCAGAGUAUGCGAGGAAGCUGAAAGGGAAGGCACCUGCGAAGUAAGCAUCUCAGCGGACUUUCGAAGCUAAGGGGGAUGGAAUGUGAGGAUUGAGCCCUCAAGAAGGGGCCUAGCCAUGAUGAACAUGUUCUGGGCUAAGGCCCCGGCAAGCCUAGUGCCCGCCCUAAGUGAAGGCGGGCCAGCAAAUCAACAAGAGCCCACUUA